Molecule: messenger RNA, 1893 nt
Organism: Aplosporella prunicola CBS 121167
Lineage: Eukaryota; Fungi; Ascomycota; Dothideomycetes; Botryosphaeriales; Aplosporellaceae
Exons: 2
Coding region: 1-1893 (630 amino acids)
Source: RefSeq, a predicted model, not a curated record
AUGCUCUUUGCCGCCGCCGUUGUUUUGCUUGGGACGACUGCUCUUGCCAUCCCGGCUCGCCAUACGGCCACCGUACCAACACCUCCAGACCCGGAGCCAAUCGUAGUCACAGAGCUACCCCUGCCACCAGUUGCGCCAAAUUACGAUGAAGGAUCCUGCACUGCCCAGAUCAACUCACGAGGGACCGGUUGUAUCUCCAAAUCUCUUGCUGUGGAUUCGAAAAUGCAAUCUGGAGGCUUUCUUCCAGAUGGAAAGCAUGUUGCCGCCUUUGUGUCCUUUGCGGGCGCGCCUGCCGGCCCAGACCCAGCGAGCAUUUACACUGGCAAGCAGGUGAUUAUCGUCAAGGCCGACAACACCACCUUUUCCAAUGGCGACGCCUGGAAAUGCAUAACUUGUGGGGCUCCGGAGGACAACGCAGUUGGCCUCUCGGAGACGUGGGACUAUCCUCAGGCUUUCACUGACGGCAAACGUCUACUGGCCGGCGCAAAUAUCAUUGACUGCGGAGCCGAAUUGGCCAGUGAUGACUGCACGCCGGAGAAAACCCACAUCUAUCCCAUCCGUUGGAACACUAACCCGGACGGUUCUGGCAAAGGUGGAAGCAUCCGCGAGCUGCGCUUGCACCCGGACAACGUUCACAUCGUCUUCUCUUCGGAGGUAGAGGAAAACGGGAUGUACAGUGAAUACGGCUACUUUGCCAAAUUGGAACUCAACGAAUCACCAAAGUCCGGCAUCCCUCUUGCUCCACGGUAUGAUCUGGCUAGUGUGACAGUACUGUACGACCCGAAAGCAAAGCAACCAGUUAGCGUCGAUGGCGACCAACUUUUUGUCAACCCUGAUGCCGUUAUGGUUGGCGAGCUGCGCGGCUUCACUGGAACAGGAAACGAAAUCACCUACGUCGGCUACCCAGCCGAGUCUUCGAACAUCGACAUUUUUGCAGCAGAUUUGACAACAGGCAAGGUGCGUCGGCUGACCAGCCACCCGGAAUACGCCGACCCCAUUGAUGUCUCGCCAGUCGACGACUGGAUGGUCGUGAUGGAUACCCGCGGCAGCAACCGCCAGAUGUUCAUGGCUGGCAUGCGUGGCAUUCCCCCAAUCACUGACCUGAUCACCACAUCCGCAACCUCCUCCACACGCAAUAACGGCCAGCGUCGCUUCUUCCAGCCUUACCUCCUCGACCGCUACGGUGACCGCGGCGAGUACUUCGGCCAACGCAUCAACGCGGGCGGUGACGACAAGCCCGGAGGCAUCAGCGACCGUGAAUGGAAUGGCAUGGCUGAUCCGCGAUGGUCGCCCGAUGGGACUCAUAUCGUCUACUGGCAAGCAUUGACCGUUUCGCCUGCUUGUGGCGGAGAUAACCCGCUCCCUUGUGAAGACUCUACAGAGCCCGGCGGCAGGACUGCGCGUCUGAUGAUGGCCCACCUUACGAGCCGCAAGCCACAGCCAAACAAAACGUUCAUGCCAAUAUCUGACACUGUCCCUUGGGGUACACCGUACGAGCCCGGCGUUACGCUCCCUCCGCGACCAAGCCCUAGCCCAGGCAACUACACUUUGAAGGGAAAGUCGCACGGGUCUGCCCAGAUUGUCCUCACUGGGAACAGCGACAAGGACACCCUUAGCUCCGUUUCAGUCACUUACAACAACUUUUCGGACGAUGGCAUCAACGUCUUGCAAGGUUGGGAGAAUGUCACUGUUAAAAUCCCGAAGCCGACCCUAAACCAUCUUGAUUGGUACAGUGAUCUCGUGCGGACUGGCGAGACGAACAGCAUCAAAAAGACUAGCCCUGAUGGAUUCCAUUUGGAUAUUGAUGUUCUGACGAAUAUGUUUGAUGCGAAUGGGACGCUCAGUACUACUAUCGAUGGUCAUACUUAUGAGCAACCAGCUAAUGGGGCAUGA